GGCGCGGCAGGGCGCAUGCGCGCCGCCGGGAAGGCCCCGCCCGGGACCCGCCGCCCCUGCACCGCGCGGGGAGGGACGCGCAGGAGCCGAGGCACUGGCCGCGGGGACGCUGCCGAACCUCAGCUUUAGAAUUGCAACCUUGCCAAUGGACCUGAUUGGUUUUGGUUAUGCGGCCCUUGUGACAUUUGGAAGCAUUUUGGGAUAUAAGCGGAGAGGUGGUCUUCCAUCUUUGAUCGCUGGUCUUUUUGUUGGAUUUUUGGCUGGCUAUGGAGCUUACCGUGUCUCCAAUGACAAGCGAGAUGUCAAACUGUCACUGUUUACAGCUUUCUUCCUGGCCACCAUAAUGGGUGUAAGGUAUAAGAGAUCUAAGAAAAUCAUGCCAGCUGGGCUAGUUGCAGGUUUAAGCCUCAUGAUGAUUCUGAGACUUGUCUUACUGCUGCUUUGAAAAUCCGAAGGAACUGAAGACUAAAUUCAUAUGAUUCUACUGUAAUGGGCAGAGCAUACACUUUGUAUUUAAAAGAUAAUCUUCAACUUGGAAUGUGAAGUGUCUUAUUUUACAUUAGAAACAACAGAAACACUCCAAAAUGAACGCUAGUUUGAGGGAUUUUUUUUUUUAAACCAAAAACUCGACCGUUUUCUACUUGUCAGAUAAUGGUUUCAUUAAAGAUAUUUAAUAAAUCAUUAUACACUCUUUCA
Canis lupus familiaris (dog) is the source of this 696-nucleotide messenger RNA. RefSeq names its product transmembrane protein 14A (gene TMEM14A). Gene Ontology annotation, cellular component: mitochondrial membrane. Bases 146 to 445 code for a protein of 99 amino acids. Gene Ontology annotation, biological process: regulation of heme biosynthetic process. The transcript has 5 exons. Lineage: Eukaryota; Metazoa; Chordata; Mammalia; Carnivora; Canidae. The record is from RefSeq and is a predicted model, not a curated record.